CAUAUGUUAGUUCCCAGGCUAGGGGUCAAAUUGGAGCUGCAGCUGCCGACCUACACCACAGCCACAGCAAGGUGGAAACUGAGCCAAGUCUGUGACCUACACCUCAGCUCCAGGCAACGCUGGAUCCCCGACCCACUGAGGCAGGCCAGGGAUCGAACCUAUACCUCAUGGACACUAGUCGGAUUUCUUUCCACUGCAUCACAAUGGGAACUCUGAGUCUGCUUCUUUUUAAGGAGAGGGCUGAGUGGAGCCUCCCGGACAGAGAGAGAGAAGGAAGGAGAGGGGAGAAGAGUCAUGUUGGCAGUGAGGGAUGUGGCCAGCAUGCGGGCCCCGCUUGGUCUCUGUAUUCACCCCUUGUUCAUUCCCAUCAGCUCCAGUCCAACCCCUACUUUCCACCUACCCCAAGGAUGGGCACCUUCUUCCCUGCAUGACUUGGAUAACCCCUGUUACCUGUCUAAAGUCCUCUCCUCCUCCCUAGCUCACUCUGCAGUUAGCCCACUCCCAAUUCUGUCUUGCUGGCUGUGCCGUCUGCUUGGGGUGCUCUUCACCAAGAAUCCACUGGCUUAUUCCCUCACCGUCUUCAAGUCUCUGCUUGAAUGUCAUCUUAAUGAGGUCUACUCUGAUCAUCCUAGUUACAACUCUAUUGUUUCUCACUUUUUAACAUACUCUAUGUUUUACUUAUCUUCUCCCAAUAGAAGUUAAACUCCACACCCGCAGGAAGUGUUUUGCUUUCUUCACUGAUGUGCCGAGCAUAGUCUGCCAUGUGGGAGGGGGUAAAUACUUGCUGAAUUAUUGAAUUCACUCCACCCCCACCAUAGAAAGUGAGGUAAAGGGGUGAGAGAUGGGGAGAGGGGAUAAUGGGCUCUCACAGCCCUUCUCCCUCAUAUCUGCCUAUGGGAUGUCUGCAGCCUCUUGGCAGCCAGCUGCACCCUGUCUGGUCACACUUCCGAGUCUCAAACACCGACCACCCCCAACCCCCCAGCCAAGAACUGACAGUGAGUUUGGGGUUGAAGAGGGUGGGCAGCUUCCAGCGCGUUGUUUACACCGGGGCUUUAUAGUUUAACUAAAGACACCUGGGAAAGAGGGGCUCCGCAGGAGAAACUGAGGCUGGAGAAGGGGUUGGGGCCAGAACCCAGGCAGACUCUGGAAACUCUGUUUACCUCUCAGUAAGGGCCACCCUACCUUCAGAAGCUCUACCUGCCUGCUUAGGAAGUGCUGAGGAAAGAGGGAAGUCAAUUUCUACAGCCACCACCUCCACACCCCUUCCCAAUUUACCACGCCCCUAGGCGGUGAGCAAGCUGGCGGGGGGGCCGGGGGGGGCGUGGGGUGGAGAGGAGGAAGGGUGGAAAGGUGAAGGAAAUGGCUUCGGGGCUUCCACUUUCUCAGCAGGACCCCCACCCUGGCCUCUGGAUCGGGAAAGCUGCCCAGCUGUUUCUGAUUCUUUCGUACUCGCAGCCCCGCCCGAAGGGGUCGGGGACCGAGGCAUCGGGAAGCAGGGCGAGAGUAAGCUCAGGGGAUCCCGUGCGGUAAAGGGCGGGGAGUCCGCAGGUGUGCCCCUCCGCUUCGGCCAUGGAUUCCUGGUCAACAGGCGGGAGGGUGGCGUGAGGUCGGGGGCUGUGCAUAAACGUUGUGUGUACUCGAGGGGUGCGGCGGGCAGCGGAUAGGAGUAACUGGAGGCAACGAGGCGUAGGUGAGAGAAGCCCCUACCUGAAAUUUGCUGCCCGUGGCACCCUUGUUGGCAGCGAUGGAAAGGGAGAUUCUCCCGUACUCCCCGUGGCGUAGAUUCUACCCAUUUCACAGAAGCGCGAGAACGAAGAAAGGACACGAGGAAAUGACUGCGUCCUCUGUGGCUCACUCCAGUGUCACUGUAGGUUAAAUGACAGAGGAAAAUGUCUGCAGCUCCCCUCACUCUGCACUCUUGGCCAUCACCCACGGAGGUUGGGGUUGAGGAAUGAAGGCGCUAGGACCCGGCGGCGCGGCCUCGGCAGGGACUGGGUGCUCCGAGAGCCAAAGGGCGCCACUGCGCCCGGUCGCUUCCACCUAGUGCAGGUGAGGGCGCAGCGCAGUGCAAGGGGAGCCGAGGGGCCGAGGCGGCCACCACAACUAGGGCGCCUCGGAGCGCCCAGGGCUGGUGCGGGCGGAGCCGCCCGCCCGGCCGCGUGUGUCCCAAGCCUCGGCCCCGCCCCGCGCCGUCCAAUGAGAGCCCGCGGCGGGAGGGGCUGUCCGCACACUCAGUCCGUAGCCCCACUCAGCGCCGCCGACCCCCUGACACCGCAUCCCAGCCCGGACAGCGCGCCCCAGACCCCGAGCUCUGCGCGCCGCCGUCGGCUUCCGGACACAGCUCCCUGCGCCCCUUUCUGGGACUUGACGCCCGCGCUCCUGCACUGUAGGUGCCCCUAGGUCUCCAGCCGCCGGCGAGCCCUAUGGCGCCCCAGGGGGGUGAAGUAGUAGCGGCCUGAGUACCCUCAGCCGGUGCCCCGUCCACGCCCUUUCGGGCCGCGCGGCGGGAGUCUUCGGGGAGCUAUGCUGAGGCCGGGUGGUGCGGAGAAAGCCGCGCAGCUGCCCCCUCGGCGCGCCCGCGCCCCAGUCCCCGCGCCCAGACCCACGGCCCCCGACGGCUCUCGGGCUUCCGCCCGCCUAAGUCUUGCUUGCCUUCUGUUGCUGCUGUUGCUGCUGACGCUGCCGGCCCGCGUAGACACGUCCUGGUGGUACAUCGGGGCACUGGGGGCUCGAGUGAUCUGUGACAAUAUUCCUGGUCUGGUGAGCCGGCAGCGGCAACUGUGCCAGCGUUACCCAGACAUCAUGCGCUCGGUGGGCGAGGGUGCCCGAGAGUGGAUCCGAGAGUGUCAGCACCAGUUCCGCCACCAUCGCUGGAACUGCACCACCCUGGACCGGGACCACACUGUCUUUGGCCGUGUCAUGCUCAGAAGUAGCCGGGAAGCAGCAUUUGUAUACGCCAUCUCAUCAGCAGGGGUGGUCCAUGCUAUCACUCGUGCCUGUAGCCAGGGUGAACUGAGUGUGUGCAGCUGUGAUCCUUAUACCCGUGGUCGACACCAUGACCAACGUGGGGACUUUGACUGGGGUGGCUGCAGUGACAAUAUCCACUAUGGAGUUCGCUUUGCCAAGGCUUUUGUGGAUGCCAAGGAGAAGAGGCUUAAGGAUGCCAGAGCUCUCAUGAACUUACAUAACAACCGCUGUGGUCGCACGGCUGUGCGGCGCUUUCUGAAGCUGGAGUGUAAGUGCCAUGGCGUGAGUGGCUCCUGUACUCUGCGCACCUGCUGGCGUGCGCUCUCAGACUUCCGCCGCACAGGUGAUUACCUGCGGCGGCGCUAUGAUGGGGCUGUGCAGGUGACAGCUACCCAAGAUGGUGCCAACUUCACAGCAGCCCGCCAAGGCUAUCGCCGUGCCACCCGGACUGACCUUGUCUACUUUGACAACUCCCCAGACUACUGUGUCUUGGACAAGGCUGCAGGUUCCCUAGGCACUGCAGGCCGUGUCUGCAGCAAGACAUCCAAAGGGACAGACGGUUGUGAAAUCAUGUGUUGUGGCCGAGGGUAUGACACAACUCGAGUUACCCGUGUCACCCAGUGUGAGUGCAAAUUCCACUGGUGCUGUGCUGUGCGGUGCAAGGAGUGCAGAAACACUGUGGACGUCCAUACUUGCAAAGCCCCUAAGAAGGCAGAGUGGCUGGAUCAGACCUGAACGUAUAAAUACCUCACUCAUCCCUAUACUUCAAACCUCCUGACUCAAAAGCACAAGAUCUUCGCAUGCACACCUUACUCCACCUUCAACCUCGGGCUGCUACAGCUUUUAUUUAAGGACUUUGAGAGUACUCCAGAGGGACUCCGGUGUCCUAGCUGGUUCCUUGGCCCUGGGAAGAAGUUGACAGGGGAUGUAAAAGACCGAGCAGCUCCCCGACUCCCCACUCUGGAGGUUAGCAGGGAGAGUGGAAGAAGUAGGGAUCUUCAGAGUGAUUGAGUUGCACUAAAGCACAUGGUCAAGGCUUAUUUUUUCUUUCCCUUGCACUGGCUUCCUGACACUUCUUUUUUGUGCAAGAGAAAGGGUACCUGGAGAAAACUUUUUUUUCCUACCUGGCUAAGGGUAGAUGGGACAGAGAUGAAACCACUAUCUCUUCCCUGGGUCAGUCUGAGCUAACUGCCUGGGACCCCAAAAGAAACUCUUAGGCUGCAACAUUCUUCCCAUAUUAAGAGCCUGGGAUUGCUAGGUAAGAGUUAGCGAUAGUGGACAAGGUUCCAGUCACAUGCUCAUUCAUAUGUUUAUAAACUGCUGUGUUUUGUAGGAGAAAAAAAUUAUAUAACUAUACAAAUAUACAUUUUCUCCCAAUCUCUCCUUUUCAAUCUACAUCAGCCAGCACUGCCUCUUUUGCUCACUUGCUGCCUGUUCAGAGUGAGUGGCAUGAAGUGUCAUGCUAUACCUAACAGAUCUUUAGAAUAUUCUUGAAUACUCCUAAGAAAGAGUAACUUAGUAGGUCUUUUCUACUUUUAAAACUCUCCAUGCAUUAUUCUGGUGGUCAGACAGGUUUGGGAAACACUAAGUAAAAGAUAUGUAACUCAUAGAGGGUGGGAGAGGGUAAUAAGCCUGAUUUCAAGGGCCCAUAUGAGGCAUCAGUGUAUACUAGGCAGGUAGAAAUCUCUGGCUUUGGCAAUUUUAGGAGAGGAUGCUAGCCUUUGAAUCUGGGAGAAGAAGCCAGUGCUUUCAAAGGGAAGGAGAAAGAGGGCUUGAGGCCAAAGUGGUAAACAGCUUAGAAAGCAGCCUUUCCUCAUUUAUUCAACAGUCUUUAUUUAGUGACUCUCCAAGUCCUGGUGAUUAUUAUCCUUCACUCCAUGUUUGGCUUAAAUAGGGUAGUUCUGCUUUGCUACUGCCCAUUGCCUAACUCAGCUUGCAGUAGUAGAGUCUGCAGAGAUAGCAGGCUUAAUAAGCUAGAGGAAGGUCACAGAGUCCCCAAAACCAUCAUGCUCUAUUUCGAUGUGACUAGACAGUGGUUAUUUCUUGCCUAUUGAUAUUUUAAAGGAGGAGAAUGGUAUAGAUCUUUGCAGCUAGACCUGGGUUGAAAUCUCAGCUGUGAUAGUUACUGUUCUUGAUAUUUUGAGGAAGUUACCCAAAAUCUCUGGGCCUCUAUCUUCUAAUCUCUAAAAGGAGGAUAUGAACAUAUCUAAGAUACAGAGUUUUAAUUAUGCCCAAACUCUAGCCAGUAGACCCUCUUACCAAAGGUCCAACUGGUCUAGCCCAUCCUGACUUCUCUCAGAAUCUCCAACUCAGGUAAGGUAUUGACAGCAGGCUGUAGAUUAAAAAGCCUACAUAAGGAAUUUUGAAUACAGCACACACACACCCCCACCCGCCUUUCCUGAGUUCCUCUCCAGCACCCCUUGGGGGUCCUCAUGUGUUUGUGGAGCGGCUUUACUCUGCAAAGGCAGCAAAAGGAUGGUGGAGCCAUAGCUCUGGGCCAUAGGGGCAGAUUUAUUUGGAUGAUAGGACUAAUAUUUGUGUAACCUGCUGAGACCUAUGUGGGAGAGUUUAGGGUGGUUUUUCUUUUGGUGAGGGGGUUUGCUCUGGUUUCACAUCCAUUAACACAAAACAUGAGCUAGUCAGGGCCCUUGUGGUCUGCGGUGAGGGGAUUCCUGUGGAGAAAUGGGACUGAGUGAGUCAGGCCAGGGGAAUGUCUUCCUUGCAAAGUGGAGUCAACUAGAUAACUGAUGAGCCAAUGGUGGGAUUAGGGAGGGGGAAAUUGGAGGGGAAAAGAAGAGUUUCUCACAUCUUGAGCUGGGAUUAAGAGAAGGAAAGCUCUAGGGUAGUGGGAAGGCAAGGGGGUUAUAGUCAGUCUGAACUUAAGAACAGAGUUGAAUGAAUUACAAAAG
Messenger RNA from Sus scrofa (pig), 5876 nucleotides. It is a transcript of the gene WNT2B, whose product is annotated as Wnt family member 2B. Gene Ontology annotation, cellular component: extracellular region. Gene Ontology annotation, molecular function: frizzled binding; cytokine activity. The record is from RefSeq and is a predicted model, not a curated record. NCBI's taxonomy places the organism in Eukaryota, Metazoa, Chordata, Mammalia, Artiodactyla, Suidae. Gene Ontology annotation, biological process: canonical Wnt signaling pathway; cell fate commitment; neuron differentiation.